Molecule: messenger RNA, 1002 nt
Organism: Adineta ricciae
Lineage: Eukaryota; Metazoa; Rotifera; Eurotatoria; Adinetida; Adinetidae
Source: the annotation of a GenBank genome assembly
AUGUCGACGACCAUCGAACAUCUACCCGUGGAAAUUUGGUUUCAAACAUUUGUAUAUUUGAAAGCAUCAGAUCGCUUUGAAGCUUUUUCGAAUCUGAAUAAAAGACUUGAUGACAUUCUGCUUGCUUCUCAAACAAAGAUAAGCUUGAAAAGCCAUGACAAUGAAGCAUACUAUUUACUUCGACAUGUUUUACCAAAACUAACACACCGACAAUAUGUUACCGGUUUACGAUUAGAAAGGACGAAUAAAAUCGAUUUAGAGUAUUAUGCAGGUUUAUUCGACUUUCCACAAAUUGAUACAUUGAUUCUCCAUCGUUUGGAUGUUAACAAGGAACUUUUAAAUAUUAUUCGAAAUAGUUUGACUCAUCUUCGUUAUUUGAACAUUAGUACUAAAAUGUCGAUUAACUACAAGAUGAACUCGGUUUUACUUCAACUGGUUCUGACUUUACCGCAUCUGCAGAUGUGUUCUAUGCGAUUGACUAUCGCUACGCAUUCCUGCCAACUGAGUAAUGAACUACAAAGUCCUAUGCGAUCGCUAAAAUUGCUCGACAAGAAGAAUAUUUGUUUCGUUGGACAAUUAAGGAAUAUUCUUUCACACCUACCAAAUCUACACUCAUUGAAUAUCACUGCCAAACAGUUGUCUUUGGAUUCUGUAGUUGAUAAGCAAAAUAUCGAUAGUUAUCGAACUGAAAUCUCAAGUUUAACUUUGUAUAUCUGUGAAUUCGCAAUGCCAUUCGUACAACUAACAGAGUUUUUGUCGAACUUCGCUCCGAAUCUAACGGAAUUCAAACUAACCAUCAUCAGCUCCUUUCCAGAUACAUCUUGUUUGGAUUAUCAUACAUGGACUGUCUUUAUCAAAUCGUUAUCUAAAUUAAAAACGGUCACUCUACAUGUUACCCAUGCGAAUGACGUACAGGAACGUACAUGGAAGAAAUGUCGUGUGAAAUUAAUCGAUCUAAUGCGAGAAAAUCUAAUUCAAUCGGAAAUUCGUUCUGCUGUUUAA